Pimephales promelas (fathead minnow) is the source of this 2370-nucleotide messenger RNA. The record is from RefSeq and is a predicted model, not a curated record. Lineage: Eukaryota; Metazoa; Chordata; Actinopteri; Cypriniformes; Leuciscidae.
UUCAUUCAGGGUUUGGUUGUAGCCUUUAGUGAUCCGCCGGGUAUGUUUGAAUCGAAAAUGAAAAGAACGGACUUGUUCGUGUUCUGAUGACUUGAAUUGUUUCGCUCUGAGUUUAUAGUCAUUGAAACGCGUCUCCCUGGCGGCCACAGCUUAUGCAGAUUUGCAGGCGGUCAAUCAAAUAGUUAACGUUACAGCUUUAAACUUUGUGCCAGUUUUGAACUCUGUUUUAGCGUUGGAUUGCGUCUUUCAGACAUGGAUGUGUCGACGUAUUUAUGGUUUUUGUCUGUUUGCACGUGCCUGGUGCACGGGAAACCCACUCUUAGGAAAGAAAGAGUUCAUCACGAGCCUGAAUUGAGCAGACAGCCUCACGAAGAUAACCAGAGCUAUCAGUACGACCACGAGGCCUUUCUGGGCAAAGAAGAGGCCACCACAUUUGACCAGCUCACCCCAGAGGAAAGCAAAGCCAGAUUGGGGAAAAUAGUUGAUCGUAUUGACAGUGAUGUUGAUGGAUAUAUCAGCACUGAUGAACUCAAGGCCUGGAUCAAGAGAGUACAGAAGCGUUACGUAUAUGAGAACGUUGCAAAGGUCUGGACUGAUUAUGACCUGAACAAAGACAACAAGAUCUCAUGGGAUGAAUACAAGCAGGCAACUUACGGUUAUUAUCUUGCCAAUCCAGAGGAGUUUGAAGAUGCAACAGAUCAGUUCAGCUUUAAGAAAAUGCUUCCACGAGAUGAACGCAGGUUUAAGUCUGCAGAUCUCAAUGGCGAUUUAGCUGCAGAGCGUGAGGAGUUCACUGCUUUCCUCCACCCAGAAGAGUUUGAUCAUAUGCAGGAAAUUGUGGUUCUUGAAACUCUGGAGGACAUUGACAAAAAUGGAGAUGGACAUGUAGAUGAGGAUGAAUACAUUGCGGACAUGUUUGCUCAUGAAGAUGGCGGUCCUGAGCCAGACUGGGUGAGAACUGAGAGAGACCAGUUUUCAGAUUUCAGAGAUCUGAACAAAGACGGGAAGAUGGACCUAGAAGAGAUUCGUCACUGGAUCCUGCCGCAGGACUAUGACCAUGCGCAGGCAGAAGCCCGGCAUCUAGUAUACGAGUCGGACACUGAUAAGGACCAGAUGCUGACCAAAGAAGAGAUUCUUGAGAACUGGAACAUGUUUGUAGGCAGCCAAGCCACUAACUACGGCGAAGACCUUACCAGGAACCAUGAUGAGCUAUGAACCUGAAGAGUGUGUGGAACUCUACCUGAUAAACUCAAUUGCUUCCAUUCACUCAGAAGCCAUGCCACAGACUGAUCUAUUGCAGCUCUACCUCACAGAACACUGGACAAAGAGGAAUCACUGACUGAUGGCCAUAGUCCCUAAAGCAAACUUUGGAUUUCCUCCUUAACUGUAAUUUUUGUGGGUGGUUGAGGAGCUCUUCUGGUCCUGGUUGAAUGAGCUGCUGCAGAUUUUUUUCAGCUGAAGCUGAGCCUUUUAACCCAAAUUGUUUUUAAAGCCUGUACUUGUACAAGUUGUGGCUGUUUUUGUCUGGAGGAAGAUUCUAAUUAUUUAGAAUAUGAACUUCAUGCUUUGAUCGUAUAAUAUUUCUACUACAGAAAGCACUACAAGUCAGUGUUGAUAUAUAGUUUUAUAUUAUGCAUAGAUGUGUAAUUAUACUUUAGAUUAUCACAAGUUCCCCAUUGCUGGCCAAUAAUGAGUCUUAUUUGUUUUGAACCUGAGAAGCUUUGGCGUGAUGAUCUGAAGUAAUCUGCUGGUAAGACAGUGAUGUUUCAGGCCAACUUUUGAAGCUGCUUAGAUGAGGGUCAAGUUGUGUUCGAUAAUUUGAUAACCUAUUCCAGUCAGAGUUUUACCAGUCAUUCAACGAUAACUACAAAAUGAGUCCUAUAGAUCUCAAUCAGGGUAGUGCCUCAGUUAAUUUUUGACAUGAAUAAAAACAAGGCUGUGACUGAGGGAAUACCGUGUUCUGCAUUGUACUGUUAAACAACAUACCGAUUGCUUGCGUCUUUCCGAGAGAAAGAGUACAAACUGGAAUUGGUUGUGAAAAUUACACAAUAGAGUACCAGCGCUUGCCAUUGCAAAGACUGUAAGUCUCUCCCUCACAGGCUCGUUUUCAUCCACGUAAAGUUAAAAAUGCUGUCUUACCUAACUGAAGUCUGCAGUCUUCGUUUUAAUGCAGUAUAAUUAGUAGAUAAUUAUACUGCAUUAUUGGCCACAGAGGCGUGCAUGCAUAUGUGUAUCUUGUGAAAUGCUUUUAUUUUAUUUAAUUCACUAAAUUAAAUGGGACCAUGUUGUCCAUUGCACCAUUUCUUUAUUUGAGCCAAUAUUUUUUUUUCUUCUCAGUGAUAAAAAUCUUUCAUAAAACUUUAAAGUUGA